AUGGCCCCCGCCGCCCCCGCGCCGGCGCCGGCCGCCACCGCCUGCUCAUCGUCGGCGAGCUCCGCGCGCCCGCCCUCCACCGCCUCCUCCUCCUCCCAGUCGCCGCCCAGGCGCACGGUCCCGGCGCUCCUCCUCUUCACCUCCCUCGCCGCCCUCCUCAUCCUCUCCUCCGGCGAGGCCCACGACGCCGACGCCGACGCCGCGUCCGGCCGCCCCCUCAAAGAUGUUGGUUUGGAAAAUCCGGAGGUGACUUUUGCUCCCUCAUCCAUGGGUGGGAUUUUCUGUGAGAGGGUCCGCAUUUCUGGAAUGCCAAGGUGGCAGUUUCAAAGCUACGCAAAUCAAAUACAUGUUAGAGUGAAUGUUUCUCAUUCAAUGCCAGAAAAGUUCCAUUGGAAAAUACAGAUUUGCUUUCAUGGGAAUGCUUCUACGGGUCUGUGCCAAUGUGAGAUGGGUGAAUGGCAAGUUCUGCAAGGUGGCAUGUGGAACGCAGUGAAGUCUCCAUAUGUGAGCAGAUAUGUUGAUGUGAAACUGACUGAUAAGAAAUCUACUGUCUUCAGCCUCUCCAUUCAGGAUGAGCUUCAGAAGUGGCGCUUAGCUUGCCUUGGUAUUGGAUUUGUCCUGUUAUUCCUGUCACCCAUCGUUAGUAAAUGGGCACCUUUUUACUAUAGCAGCUCUAUGGCACUUGGAAUCCUGCUUGUGGUGCUGAUUGUCCUUUUCCAGGGGAUGAAACUGCUACCAAUGGGCAAAAAAGGUUUAUUUUACCUUACAAUUUAUGGAUCUGUGUUGGGUGUUGGCUCCUACGCUGCACACUACUUCUCCUCAAUGGUUGCCUCUAUUCUGGAAAACUUUGGCUUGAGUGAGGAGAUGCACAACCCUGUGUCAAUCUUUCUGCUGGUAGCAGUUGUCUUGACCGGAGCUGGUUUUGGCUAUUGGAUGGUGAGGAGAUUUAUCAUUUCAAAAGAUGGCAGUGUUGAUGCCGGGAUAGCACAGUUUGUGAAGUGGGCUAUGCGUGUUGUUGCAAUGUUCUUUGUUAUGCAGAGCACACUGGACCCUAUUCUAGCAUCGGCUGCUCUAGCUGCUAGCUGGUGGAUUUGCUCUGUACUGACAGCAAAGAAAGUUCACAAGCCAACAGCACCGAAGCGAAAACAAUUAAAUGUUCCUUCUCAUCGAAGGUUUACUCAAGUAUCACCCAACACCCGCCAGGUCCAGUUCUCAAGUCCAUCAUCAGGGGCGGGUACUGGAAGAGCCACAACAACACAGUAUGGUUGGAACAAUUUAGCCAAUGGAGGUCUGGUCCCCAAAGCAGUCAGAAAGAGGGUAGCACCCAAUCAAGAUGAAGACUACUAUUCCACCUUCCACAACAUCGAACCAAGGAAAUACUCAAAGAGAGAAUGGGAGGAGUUCACCGAGGAAUCGACCAGAAACGCUCUGAUGGAACACACAGCGACCCCAGAGUUCGCCCAAUGGGCUGCUGACAAUGCUCACCGGUUGCGGGUGGAGCGGGACGACGUGUCCGAGGACGAGUCGAUCGAGAGCUACUCUAGCUCUUCCGAAGAAGCCGAGAAAGGCGGAAAAGCUUCUCGUCUGUUGAGCAGGUUUAUGUGA
Messenger RNA from Triticum turgidum subsp. durum (durum wheat), 1605 nucleotides. NCBI's taxonomy places the organism in Eukaryota, Viridiplantae, Streptophyta, Magnoliopsida, Poales, Poaceae. The record is from the annotation of a GenBank genome assembly.